CAGCUGGGCAGACUCGCAGCCCGCCUGGCCUCCCUGGUAACCCGAACCCGUGGAGAAGGCGGCCCCGCCCCUACCGAAGCGUCCCCGUUGUCCUGGAAACCAUCGCUGUGCUUCCCCCGGGCGUGUGUGAAUGUUUUCCCCCCUCCCCUGGGGCCAGCGCAAGGAGCACCAGUUUAGACACCAGAACCGAGCUGAGACUGGGGAGGGGGGGAGAAACUUCAGGAUUACGUCACAAUCGUCCCGGCUCUCUUAUUCACCACCAGAGUUAACAAGAGAGCUACCAACCAGAAUGACAAAGGACUGAGAAGCCCAAAUCCAACAAACAUGGAAGACAAAGGGGACCUUGCAGUAACCAGCAAAGAGGAGGUUCAGGCGCAACAAAAUUCAUCAACACAUAGUACUUUAAUUCAUAAUUCAAACAUAAUGGAAAAGUAUGAAAAACUUGGUAAGAUUGGAGAAGGAUCUUAUGGCGUUGUAUUCAAGUGCAGAAAUAAAAGCUCUGGACAAGUUGUGGCUAUUAAAAAAUUUGUGGAAUCUGAGGACGAUCCCAUUGUUAAGAAGAUAGCAUUAAGAGAGAUACGUUUAUUGAAGCAACUAAAGCAUGCUAACCUUGUGAACCUCAUUGAGGUGUUCCGACGAAAGCGGAAAAUGCACUUGGUUUUUGAGUACUGUGAUCAUACUCUUUUGAAUGAGCUGGAGAGAAGUCCAAAUGGAGUCGCUGACCGUAUGCUCAAAAGUGUUUUGUGGCAAACACUCCAAGCUCUCAGUUUCUGCCACAAACAUAAUUGUAUUCACAGGGAUGUCAAACCUGAAAACAUUCUGAUAACGAAGCAAGGGACGAUCAAGAUCUGUGACUUUGGAUUUGCUCGACUUCUGAGUCCAGGGGAUGCCUAUACUGAUUAUGUUGCUACGAGAUGGUACCGAGCACCUGAGCUUCUAGUAGGAGAUACACAAUAUGGUCCUACAGUAGACGUGUGGGCAGUUGGCUGUGUUUUUGCUGAGUUGUUGACUGGCCGGCCCCUCUGGCCUGGAAAAUCAGAUGUGGAUCAACUCUAUCUGAUCAUCAGAACCCUGGGAAAACUAAUUCCGAGGCAUCAGACCAUCUUUAAAAGCAACCAGUUUUUCCAUGGCAUAAAUAUACCAGAACCAGAAGAUAUGGAAACUCUUGAAGAAAAAUUUCCAGAAACUCCUCCAGUGGCUCUGAACUUCCUGAAGAGUUGCUUGAAGAUGAAUCCAGAUGAUAGAUUAACUUGUUCACAGCUCUUAGAGAGCCCUUAUUUUGAAUCUUUUCGAGAAAGUCAAGUUAAAAGAAAAGGGCGUAAUGAAGGAAAGAACAAAAGACGAUCACAACAGAAUCAGCUGUUGCCUCUCAUACCGGGAAGCCACAACACCCCCACACCUGAUGGAAGAAGACAGGUCCUCCAAUUAAAAUUUGAUCAUCUUCCAAACAUUUAGGAAAAUCUUCAAGUGGAAAAGCAAUUUAACAUGUACAAAAUUCUCUGUGCUCUAAAGAGGAAUUCUCAGUGUUUCAAAUGCAAAUAAGCCACGUGAAAAUUAA
Phascolarctos cinereus (koala) is the source of this 1558-nucleotide messenger RNA. It is a transcript of the gene CDKL4, whose product is annotated as cyclin dependent kinase like 4. Gene Ontology annotation, molecular function: protein serine/threonine kinase activity; ATP binding. Gene Ontology annotation, cellular component: nucleus. Gene Ontology annotation, biological process: protein phosphorylation. The record is from RefSeq and is a predicted model, not a curated record. Lineage: Eukaryota; Metazoa; Chordata; Mammalia; Diprotodontia; Phascolarctidae.